Molecule: messenger RNA, 2445 nt
Organism: Ziziphus jujuba (common jujube)
Lineage: Eukaryota; Viridiplantae; Streptophyta; Magnoliopsida; Rosales; Rhamnaceae
Product: protein REVEILLE 7
Exons: 8
Coding region: 603-1982 (459 amino acids)
Molecular function (GO): DNA binding
Source: RefSeq, a predicted model, not a curated record
UUGUUCUUCUUCUUCCUCUUCCUCUCUUUCUCUCUCUCCUCUGCUCUUCGCAUAUUUUUGAUUCUUUGUUUUCGUUUUUUUUUUUUUCUUUCUUUUUUCCAACAGAUAAACUAUAACCCCUUUUUUUCUUUUUAUCUGUUUUUGUGUUUCCCGGGAAUCUGUUUUCUCGGGAAAAAAAAAUCUGUUGAAUUUGUUCUUGUUCCCUUUACCAUAGUCUACCUGCCUUCUACAGCUAUUUUGUCUCUUAAGUUUUUUUGGAAAUCAUUGAGGUCUCUUUGGUGAGCUUAGAGUAAGAUUCAAGGAUUGUUCUGUUUUAAGCAGCCAUGGUUGUUGAGGUUUUUGUCCAUAAUAUAGUAGACGAACACACGUUUGUUAAAAAUAUAUUAACCGGGACAAUCAAUCUUCGGCAAUCAAUAAUUCAUAUGGCCACUGGAAUCAUUCUCCAUGCCAAAUGCACAAAGCCGAGCAUUGGUUGUAAAGUGUACACUAAUGGUGUGAAAAACUGGAGCAUUUAUUGGGUGGGUUCAUUUCGGUCCAUAAGGUUAAUCCUUACAUGGAUCCCAUUUUGGAUUCCAGAUGGACCUUAGGACCAGAGUGAAGGCAUGGGGUCAAACACUACUGAUGUGGCUGGUAAUUUCAAUUCGAUGGGUGAUGCAAAUUCUGGAUCGGAGAUCCUGGUGAAGGAGAUGUAUUCAAUUGGGAAUGACCAAGCACCCAAGGCCAGGAAGCCUUACACAAUAAAAAAACAAAGAGAGAAAUGGACAGAGGAAGAGCAUCAGAAGUUCCUUGAAGCUUUGAAGUUGUAUGGUCGUGGUUGGCGUCAAAUAGAAGAACAUGUAGGAACCAAAACUGCAGUUCAGAUUCGAAGCCAUGCUCAAAAGUUCUUUUCUAAGGUAGUUCGAGGGUCAACUGGAAGCAGUGAAGACUCCAUGAAACCAAUUGAGAUUCCUCCACCAAGGCCAAAGAGGAAGCCUAUGCAUCCUUAUCCACGGAAAUCAGUUGAUUUUUUUAAAGGAACAUCAGUAUCAAAUCAAACUGAAAGGUCUUCAUCUCCUGAGGAAGGCACAAAAUCUCCCACUUCAGUUUUAUAUACUCCUGGUUCAGAAGCUAUGGACUCUCCAGCUUCAGAUCAGCUUAGCAAAAGCUCUCCUUCAUCAACUUUAUGUACUACUGAUAUGCACUCUGGCAGUUUAUCUCCUCUUGAAAAGGAGAAUGAUUACACUACAUCAAACUCUUGUGCAGAAGAAGGGAAAGGAUCUUUGCCUAUCUUGGAGAAUGUAUCAUGCACGAAAUUCGAACCAGGUUCCAAGGAAACUUUAUGUGCUGAAGAAGAAGCUGCUGAGAUGUCAGCUUCCACAAGUAUCAAGCUUUUUGGAAGGACUGUUUCACUGGUGGACCCUCAGAGAGAAUCUCCUCCUGGUGCGGAGGAUUGUAAGGUAUCAACAUCUAAGACUGAACAAGCUGAUUCUGACAUUGAGGAUGAGAAGGUUGUUCAAACAUUACCCUCAGAUAAAUUAGACACAUGCCUGUCUCUUAGUGGAGUUGUUGGUAAUUGGAAUCCAUUGCCAUGUGGUGCUCCAAUUAUUCAAAUGGAGAACCAGAAAGAGAGCCCCAACUCUGUAGAAGGUGAUCCUCCUAGGCUGUGGUGGACUAUGUACCAACUACCAUUUUAUUAUCUCCCUGGAUAUAACCAAACUGCAGUUGAGACAGUCAGUUCUUGUGUGGAUGAAAGAAUGAAAGACAAGGAAAGAUCUUGCUCUGAUUCGAAUGAGGGAUCAUUUGGAGUCGAAAAUGUAGGAGAGAAGAAUAUAGAGACUGUUGAUUCUUCAUGUCCGGAACCCUGUUUUGAGGGAAGAGUUAGCCCCUGUAGUUCUAGGAAGGGGUUUGUGCCAUACAAGCGAUGUUUAGCAGAAAGAGGCAUGGAUUCUUCAGUGAGAGUUUCGGAAGAGAGGGAUAGACAACGGACUCGGGUUUGCUCGUAGUUCUCACUGCUAAAUUUUCUCUUGAACUUGCAUCUAGUUAUUUGCUUCUUUGCCUCUAAUUGUAGAAUGUUAGCAGGAUUACUAGAUGUAAAAGGAUGCAAGUAGCACAAACUCAUCUUCGUUUUUGAUUUGUUAGUAUUUUUGCCCCUAGCUCAUCAUCAUCAUAUGCAGAAGAUGGCAGAGACGUUGAGAGUUAAUUGGGGUUGUGCAUUAAUAGUUCUCUAUCCAUAUAGUUUGAAUGGUUCAAAAUUGACUAGAAGCCCGGAGGAAGAAAAGGUACAAGCGUUUAUGGGGCUUUGAAAUCUUACAUGGUCAUUCAAAUUGAGCACAAAACUGCAAUUGUCCAUUUUCCAUGUUGUCAAUUAUGUUUAAAGAGUAUUUUUCUGGCUUUGUUGCAAAUAGUUGUAACUUUAUGGUAGACUAAUAUUUUUUGGGGUUAAAUUAAACUCUUUUGAAGUAAUAA